Gryllus bimaculatus (two-spotted cricket) is the source of this 7360-nucleotide messenger RNA. Lineage: Eukaryota; Metazoa; Arthropoda; Insecta; Orthoptera; Gryllidae. The record is from the annotation of a GenBank genome assembly.
CCCUCAGAAUCUCUAGAAGUCACGUGUUCUUGUCUGGAUAACUCCGCAUCGCAGCCGCUUGUGAGAGGGUGUGGUAUGGCCUUGAACGGGAGAAACUCAGUGCCACAUACGCCACAUACUUCGGUUUCUUUCGGGUACGACAGUGCUCUUUCCGUUCCUGGUGUUCCGUGUGUUCCUGUGAUUUCUUUCUUCGGAUAAUAAUAUGAGCUACCCGGGUUAUCCAGGCUACCCUACAUACCCCCAGGCUGGCUCUGGGAUUCCUCCCUCAAAUCCAAACUAUGAAACUUCAUCCUUGAGUUAUCCUUUAAACCCCGGAUACCCUGGAUCAUCACCUUAUCCUCCUCAGUCAUUUGGAGCGCCACCACAAUCAUCCCCAUAUCCUCCAUUCUCAAAUCAAUCAAGUCCAUAUUCAUUUGGAUUUAAUGCUCCACCAACAUCAUUUGCACCACCAGUGCCAAUGCAGAAUUGCCCAUACCCCACAACCACAACAAGUCAGCCUCUGCCAUACCAAACUUCUGGUGAUCCUUCUCAAUCUUAUCCCGGAAUACCUCCAUUGGCACAACCUUACCCCUCAGGUCCUAAUGUGCAACCUUAUCCACAGGUUCCCAAUACUUCAGCGUACCCUCCAAUGCAGAAUUCUUCACCUUAUCCUUCAGUGCCUUCCACUACUCCCCAGAUGAGUAGCCCAUACCCUCAAAUGGGGCAGACAAGCGGACAGACAGCUCAAGCGCACCAGAACUUUCAAUCUAAUCUCUCUUGCUCAGUCAUGUCAACUUAUAAAAAGGGAACACCGACAGUGCGACCAGCUCCAGAUUUUAAUCCACGUAAUGAUGCCGAGAUUCUUCGGAAAGCUAUGAAAGGCUUUGGUACUGAUGAAAAAGCCAUUAUUAAUGUUUUAUGUAAACGAACAAAUGCUCAGAGAUUGGAAAUUGGUGUACAAUUCAAAACACUAUAUGGCAAAGAUCUCAUUAAAGACCUGAAGAGUGAAUUAAGUGGCAGGUUUGAAGAUUUAAUUCUUGCUCUUAUGACCCCCCUUCCUCAGUUUUAUGCUUUGGAAAUUCACGAGGCAUUGAGUGGCUUGGGAACAGAUGAGCAGUGUCUAAUUGAAGUGCUUUGCACUUUAAAUAAUCAUGAAAUCCGUACAGUGCGUGCAGCAUAUGAAAGCAUGUAUAAGAGAUGUCUUGAGGAUGAUUUGGCCAGUGAUACUUCCGGAAAUUUCAAGAGGCUUUUGCGGUCUCUGUGCAUUGGCAAUAGAGAUGAAAGUUAUGCUGUCGACCCAGCAGCAGCUGCCCAGGAUGCACAAGCAUUGUUGAGGGCUGGUGAGCUUCGUUUCGGAACUGAUGAAUCCACUUUUAAUGCAAUUUUGUGUUCCCGGAGCUAUCCUCAGUUGAUGCAAAUUUUCAUAGAAUAUGAGCGCCUCACUGGGCAUGAUUUCCAAAAAGCUAUAAAGAAUGAAUUCUCAGGUGACAUUGAAGAAGGUCUAUUGGCAAUAGUAAAAUCUGUUCGUAAUAAGGCUGGAUUCUUUGCGGAACGUCUUCAUGAUAGUAUGGCUGGAAUGGGAACCAAAGACAGAACUCUUAUUCGCAUCUGUGCCACUCGCUGUGAAGUUGACAUGGCAGAUAUUAAGGAAGCAUUUGGCAGCCUUUAUGGAAAAACUCUUGAGAGUUUUAUUGCAGGAGAUACUUCAGGUGAUUACAAGAAGGCUCUUCUUGCUCUUAUUGAAGGGUAGACAUCUCAACGGUUUUAAGUUAAAAUAUGGAAACCUAAAUUGAAUAUCUAUUACGAUGUACUUAAAUGUUUGAAGCUUCUAUUGUCUUCCUCCGUUAUAUUUGAUACUAGCUUUCAUGGCAAAUAUAUUUUUUAUUAUCUAUAUAUGGAAAAUAAUACUGCAGAAUUACACGUUACAUUUGGGUAACUUUAACCGCAUCAUCAUCAGAAUGUUAUUGGCAAAGAAGGAUGCCAGUAGCAGGAUGGUUAAAAAAAGAAUAUCACGAUGCAUCACAAUGAAUCUCAGUUAAAUGCAAGUAGAUAUCUUAAAUGCAAGUAGAUUUUGUUUUCUUAAUGAAUAUAUUUCUUUAGGUAGCAAUUAUUUCUUAAUUAUCUGUCUACUUAAUAAGUUGACUUUUUUUGAGUUUUGUUGUAGACUCCCAAGUGAUCAUUAAUGUUAGAAGAUAUAUAUAAAUAUAUAUAUAAAAUAUAUAUAUAUAUAUAUAUUUGGUUAUAUUUUGUACAAAUCAACAUAUGAGCUAGUCCUCUUAAGAUCACAUACUACGUUGACAGCAUUAAACUGCAAACCGUUCAAGUUUUCUGAAUUGUAUGUUGUCAAAAAUUUUAAUUAUGGUUAGUAUCAAUCUACUUAAAAUUAUAUAUACCAGUUACUGGGAUAAUUUAAUGCAUUUAUUUUUGUACUUACUAAGUAAAUAAGAAUUUAUUGAAUAGCUACAGUGCAGUAAAGUCAGUCAAUUUUGAAAAUCCUUCUCUACAUUUCGAAGAAACAAGUUUGUGGAAACAGGCAAGACUUUGUUGCACUGGGAAAACUUUGUUCUCUAAGAAAGAUAUUUACAAUUGUUAUUUGUUCAAAUUAUUUUACAAUAACUUUGUACUCAAUUCUGACAAAUGUAUUACAAUGUUUCAUCAUGAAUGUAAGUUCCAAGUUGGUUAUAAAAGAAUCUCAUGAUAUAUCAUUACAAAUCUCAGUUAAACAUGGAUAGAAGUCUGUAUUGUUUUUAGAGUAUAUAUUAUAGUAAUUUUGUUAUAAACCAUUUAAUUGUUAUAUUUUUGUACAAGACAACAUGUGAACUAGAUGUUUAUGUUGACAGCGUAAGACUGCAAAUAGUUGAUGAAGUUUUCUGAAUUGUAUGUAGGCAAACAUUUUAAUUAUGGUUAGUAUUAAUCUACUUAAGAUUAUGGGAAAAUUUAAUGCAUUUAUUUUUGUACUUACUGAGUAAAUAAGAAUGUAUUAAAUAGUUACAGUGCAGAAAAGUCAGUCAUUUAAAUUUUUUAAAUCUUUGUCUACAUGUAAGAGAAUGAAAACAAGUAUGAGAAAUCCUGCAAGACUUUGUUGCACUGGGAAAAAUUUGUUCUCUAAAAAUGAAGUUAACAAUAUGUUAUGUGUUCAAAUUAUAUUUCACUGUAACUUCAUUCUCAAUUCUGACAAUUUAAUUGUGUUUUAUCUACUGCUUUGGAAAUUACUGAUAAACUAACCAAUUCUGGAGUUACAUGAGAAAUAUAGGAUUUUCCAAACCACAAUUGGUAUUUACUAGCAGUAUUCUCUGUGUGCAAAUAAUUAAUAAUUGGUAAAUAUUGAUGUUAAUAGAAUAAGUUAAGAACUAUUAAUGGAUUUCACAAGAACUCAGAGAAUGUCAUGUUAAUAUGGCAAAUAGUAAAUAGUCAAUUUUAAGCUAGUAUAAAAAUGCUUAAAAUUUCCAGGCAAAUAGAGUAGCUCAAGCAACGUUGAUUUGUUCAGAGUCAAUCAGAAUAAAAAGUCAUAGGAAAAAGGAAAGAUCAUAUUAGUUAAUUCUUUAACUCUAGUAAAAGAACACAUUUUGAUAGUUUUAUUGCUUCAUGGUAAAUACGCAAUAUAAAAUCUUUCCUUUAACUAAAUUAAACUUUUCUGGUUGAAAUUUAAAUGGGAAUUAUUUGUAUGUAGAUUUGGACAAAUAUCUAAUUUUUACUUAAUCCUAAUGUGGUUUCUAUUAAGUUCCUGUUUUAAUUAAAAAUGUAAUGUAAGUCCCAAAAAAUGUUGCUGAAUAAUACUAACAAUCUUGAAAGCACUAUAAUCAGUAUCUGCACUACACAAUGUCGAUAUCAGCACAGUGAUUUGUGCUGAUUCUGAUGUUACUACUGAUCGAAAGUUUAUGGCCAUUGGCAAGAUGCAAGUACACCUAACCCAAUUUUAUUGCUUUUUAAAUGUAGAGAAUGCAUGAGCCAUCUGCAAGUAGAUGCACUUUUGUCGUUGGGGGCCUAAGCUCACUGGCGGAUCGGGGGGGGGGGGGACUUGGCUCUCCUCCAAAUAGCAUUGAGUUCUUGUUUACCUUCCUUCAUUUGGCAAAGCUGAUUUAAAUAUUUAAUUAUACUCGAAUUGUAUAAUUAUUGAAAUAGUAAUAUUGCAUAGUGUCAUAUGUAUAGUCAAAAAAAUAUAAAAACAAAUAUCUUUAUUAUUUAACAAAAAUCUACAAUGAACCCCCCUGCCUAAGCUCUUCAACAUAGUCCAAAUUUUCAUCUUAACCAUUUUCAAUAAUUGAUCUUAAAAACAAAGAAAAGUAAAGAACAUUGUUGAAAAUGAAGUUAUACAUGUUGAAAUAACUUGAAAAUAUUAAGAAGCUAUGCUGUAUAUCUUAUUUUGAUUUUGUUAUUUUUUGCAAGCCAUGGGCGAAUUGAGAAAAUAUUUCAGUGAGAAUCAAUUUCAGUUCACAUUGAUUGCAUUAUUUAAUUUUUUUUUAAUUGUUAGCUUGCAAUAAAAACUAUGCUAAUAUAUUAUUCAUAAUGAUGAGAAUUUUUUCCUGAAAGUCCUUGACUUAUAUUAUAAAUUGAAUUCAGAACCUUAGAGGGCAAGUAAUAACGACACCUGGAUGUUAAGUUCUAUAUUUUAAUAUAAUAAUUCUUGAGUGCUUAAGGCCAUACCUCCUCAGGUACUGGAAUAAAAAUCAGUAUUCUACAAAGAAAAGAUGUAUAAAGAUCCAACACUAUAUAACUUCAUAGACAGAGCAACUGAAUUACAAUAAUACAUAUGUGUUAUUGUAAUUUGUACAUAUGUAAUUACAAAAUAUAAAUUAAUAUUUUGGUAAAUGGAGAUUCUACUGCAUUUCAAUUUAAAUACAUUAAUUUGCAUAGUUUGCUUCUGCAACAAACACUCUGGGUGGAUAGCUUUUAGCAUUUUUCAGCUUUCCUGAUAACUUUUUCAAUUUCACCUACUUAAUAGAUAUUCACCUAUUUGCCAAGUCAUCUGCAGCCUGCUAACCAGGCAGUCACCCUCCCAUAUUUAAAAUCUUUAUCUUUUGAAUGCCUGUAAAAAAACAACUUAUUAAAGUUAAUUACAUUUAUCUGUGUAGAGAUAAUUGUUUACUAAAUAAUAGUGCCUGCUAUUUCAAUUUGUAAAAUGUACAUGUGAUUGAUGGUGCUCAUAUUUGUAUUUCAAAACUGCAAUGUAAUGAUUGAAAACGUUUCUUAAUUUCAAGUUGCAUGCAAUAACAUUUAUAGGAUUUUAUUGCUUUUAAAGAAUAUCAUUAGCAUACAAUAAAUCUGCCUUGCCCACAGACCAUUAUAUAUUUUUUCUCUUGAUGUGGAAAUAAAAUACAAGUCUAUACAAGUUGUAUAUCACUUGUGAAGCAAUCAAAUUUUAUUAACAUUAAUUGAAAAUUGACAAAUUGUAUAUUGGAACAUUCUAAGAGAAUGUUUGGAAGUUUUGUUUGUCAAAGAGGAUUUGUAUAUUAUUAGGUGAAUCCAGCCUAGUGAUUGUGAGGCAUGUAACUACAAUUUGAUGGAUAUAGUAAUUUAGAAAGUGAUUAAUAUAGUAGUAUAGGAAGUGAUUACAACAGAAGGGCAGAUUCAUGGGUGGGAUUUCAAAAGGAAUGCAAAAUACAUUCAUAUUUAUAAUUCAAAAUUUUAAACUAAUGAUAAUUUUGUUUAAAAACUGUUAAUAUUUGGCUCCAAUUAUUAGGAGUAGCUUUAAAGAAGUAGUAACUGUGUUAUCCGAAACCGCUUUUGGAAAGAGGUCUGUAAGUUAUAGGUUUUUUUCUUUUUUAAAAUUUAUUUAUUCAAGCCUGGCUGUUGGCCUUCUGCAGCUGCAUAAGACAAAUAGAUUGAUAUAGGAUAUUUGCAAGAUAUCAUUUCAUACAUAAUAUACAAAAUUUUAGGUAGAGAUAAUAAUUUAUGAAGCUGUAACUUAUUCUCUCUCAUUUACUUUAUAAAAAGGGGAGAAAUUGCUGUCCCACCCCUCUUACACUUGCUGGCUCUGCCCUUAUAGCAACUGUGAUACACCAUAAAAAGGUUGAGAAAGUGAUAAUUACAUUAAGAGAGCCCAUUCACCUACCUUUGAUUGAAAGAGUAAAAUUAAGUGUUGUAAAUGUAUUAUGCAAGUGAAAAAAUUGUUAUUUACACCUAAAUCAUGUGUGUUAUUAAAAGAAGUUGGUUUAAAAGAUAUGCACAUGUUCUGUAAAAUGAAUUGCACAUAAUUAUUGGUGGUACAAAAAUGAGCGUGCUGAAACGAUUAGUUUGACAGGGUAAUAUUUCCCAAGCGGAAUGUUCUUUAUAAUAAUGUACAAUAUUGUUGCUGAUAUAUAAUAACAAUAUUACGUUUAGAAUAUUAUGUUGGGUUUUAGAUGGAAAAUUACAAUUAUGUCUUCGGUCACUUUUUACUGGUAAAUGGGAUAUGUCUUUUAAUAUUCUUUGUUUCUUCAAUUUGUUGUGAAAAUGCGUCUGUUAUUGCUUUUUGUUUUUUAAUACUUUGUUCCUCAGAGUGUUGAAUUUUGUCCAACAGCUUUACUUUUUCAAAAGGUAUACUUAUAUUCAUUGGUGUGCUAUCUUUGCUUCUUGGCUCUUUAAUCCAUCUCUGGAGUGUCUUCAUCUUGUUUAUGAAACCGCUCUUAACAUUUGAGACAAGUAACCAUUUUUAAUUCCCAGGGUUAAGUUGAUGACAGAUAAAUUCUUUCAGUUGAUGUAAGUACAGCUUGUGCUUCAAUUUCAUUAUUAAAGAUAUUCAGAAAUGAGUAAUUUGUGAGAAGUAUUUAGUGGUUCCGAUUCAUUCUGAAAUUGAAUUGUGGACAGAGAAUAAUUAGCAGAAGCUUAAUUACCCUCAUUCCUGAAUUGUUUUGGCAAAAGAUAAAGUUAACUAAUUUUUUCUUCUUCUUCUUAAAGUUUAUUUUGUUAAUGAACUGUUCCUGCUUUCAAUCAUGUAUUCCUAUUAAAAUAGAAUUUGAGAACUGUUUGUAGGACAGAAUCCAAUGCAUGAGUGCUGGUGUUAAAAUUCAGUGCACUAUUGAUGAUAGGUGAAUGUUAGGUUAACUUCAAGCAAAUUAUUAUGGGUAAUGAACUUGAAUAUUAUGAAAAGAAGAUGUCUGAUUAACUUAAUGAUGUAAAUUUUAUUAUAUAUUGUGAAGUGCCUUUUUAAAAAAUUAAAUAUAAUGAAACCAUGGUACAAUAUAAAGGACUAUUUAGCAUUUUUAAACAUUUUGUGUAAUUGUUCUUGUGGUGCUCAGUUAGCUUCUUAGAUAUUUCUGUGCAGGAAAUUGAAAUAAAGUCUUAAAGAAAUGUUUAUUCCUGGUUUCUGUAUUUUCCCCUAGUUUACUGCUAUAAUUGCAAUUAUUCCUGAUUCAGUUUAAGAUGCUACAUUUUAUGUGAAAGAUUUCAAUGGGUGAAAAUC